This is a messenger RNA of Aspergillus vadensis CBS 113365, 762 nucleotides long. RefSeq lists its product as uncharacterized. Bases 1 to 762 code for a protein of 253 amino acids. NCBI's taxonomy places the organism in Eukaryota, Fungi, Ascomycota, Eurotiomycetes, Eurotiales, Aspergillaceae. The transcript has 4 exons. The record is from RefSeq and is a predicted model, not a curated record.
AUGGAGAAGCUUCCUGGCACUGACUUUGCAGCCCCAGUAGCACGAGCGGCCCUGACGUGGACAAACCAGGAUCAUGAGAUGGAAACGCAGCCUCAAAGGACUUUGUUAGGAUCAAUCCUGCGAAAUUCCGCACCAUUCAAGCCUCAGAUUUUUGCUCUCAGACAUAGGAAAAGCGCUUGGACGAAACAGCAACGUAAGAUGCUUUUUAAGGCCGGGCGCCACCCCUACGGUGUACAGCAGGAUGUAAAUACUGUGAACCGUCCCACUCAGGAUAACUACCGUCGUGCCCUAAGAACCAGCGCCUCCAAUCGUGGAUUAUGCGAUGGUGAAACCCAUCUUGGUGAUGGACAAGCGUUCCCAUUCCCAUGUUUGGGCAAUCAUGGAACGACGCUAGAACUUUGUUCUGCAACACUUAAGAUCGAUAGUAUAUUGUUAGGAAUCUGGACCGUGAUCUAUGCAGCAAGCUGGUCGAGCUUUUCCAAGAGGGCAGUAUCAGGCUUCGAGUCACAUUGUCCAAGAUGUCAACUGACGCACAAAGUGUGUCUGUUUCACCAUGAAAACAUCUUGGAAGACGACAGUUGGGGUACUGAACAAUUAUUAAUGGCUACGGACAAUGAUCUCAUUCCAGAGUCUGCGACUUUGCGCAGCAAUGGUGUCGUGAAAUUGGACGACCGGGAGUGUCACUGUAUUAAACGAAGAUCGACAGCAUAUUAUAGGUCGAUUGAUCUGUACAGCGCUUCAGACCCUGAAAUAUGUACGUGA